This is a messenger RNA of Monoraphidium neglectum, 684 nucleotides long. RefSeq lists its product as hypothetical. The transcript is spliced from 4 exons. The record is from RefSeq and is a predicted model, not a curated record. The coding region runs from base 1 to 684 and encodes 227 amino acids. Lineage: Eukaryota; Viridiplantae; Chlorophyta; Chlorophyceae; Sphaeropleales; Selenastraceae.
AUGGAGCGCUCCGGCGCCUUCAGCAGUGGCCACGCGUCGCCCGGCGCGCGGGCGCCGCACCCGCCGCGCGCCGGCGUGAGCGCGUUUUCGUCCUUGGGCUUCACCCCGUCGGCGUGGGCGCACGAGCUUGCCUCGCCAGAAGUGGGGUGCCUGCUGGUCGCGCGUCAGCCGGGAAUGGACUUCUUCGACGGAACAGUCGUGUUGGUCGCCGCACACGACGACUCCCAGGGCAGCAUCGGCUUCAUUUUGAACCGCCCCUCUGCUCUGCGCCUGGCGGAGGUGGCUGUUUCUGCCAAGGGAGACGUUGCUGCUGUGGCGGAUGUGUUUGGCGGCCAGCGGCUGCGCGUGGGCGGGCCCGUGCACCUGGACACGCUGACCGUGCUGCACGGCUACGCUGGCUGCCAGGGCGCACAAAAGGUGUCGGAGGGCGUGUACUUUGGUGGACUGCCCGCCGCGGCCGACAUGGUGCGCAGCGGCCUGGCCAGCCCCUCUGAGUUCCGCCUACUGCUGGGCCUGGCGGGCUGGGCGCCGCAGCAGCUGUCCGACGAAAUCGCGGCCGGCGUGUGGUAUUGCGUGGCGGCCAGCAAGAGCCUCGUCAUGGCGCCAGAGGGGGCUGGCGAGGCGUUCCGGCGCCAGAUAAUUGGGCUGAUUGGUCGGCAGCAUGGCGAGCGCGCACGCCCAUGA